UAAUAUGUUGUUGGUUGUACUCCAUUUAAAACUUCUAUUCAAAUUGAACAUGAAACCUUUUCUAAAAAUAUGCAUUAUCAAAGAGGAGCGAUUUUCGUUCCAUAAUAUGAAAUAUCAGACGACUUGGAAGAGAUUUAACACAUGGUUCAAGGUUACGUAGAGUCUACUCGAUAUGCUAAUAAUGAUCAUGUUAACGUCUAAUCUAUGAGUAGUUUGGUCGUGAACGCAUGUGUUCCACGUGUUAAAGGAAUUUAAUAAUUAUUCUUAUAUAAAUCAUUGCAAGAGAAAGAAGAAGUUUGAGAUUAAGUAGAUAAAAUGUGUGGAAUUUGGGCAUUAUUUGGUCUAGACGCGAAGCCUAUAACUUGUAUCUGUGAAAAUUUUGAAAAAAUAUCUCAUCGUGGUCCAGAAGCAUUUCGGCUUGAAUUUGAUAAUAGAGUUAAGAAUGGAUAUCUUGCGUUUCAUAGAUUAGCCAUUGUGGAUUGUCUUAAUGGGAUGCAACCUAUGAGGCUUAACCAAUACCCAUAUUUAUUUUUACUUUGCAAUGGCGAGAUCUAUAACUGUAAUAAGCUAGGAGAGCAAUACAAUUUUAAAUAUACAACCAAGUGCGACGUAGAAGUAAUUUUGCACUUAUAUGCCCAAGGUGGAUCGGAUAAUGUUGCACGAUCUCUAGAUGGUGUAUUUGCAUUUUGCUUACUGGAUAUCGAAAAGAAAAAAAUCAUUCUUGGUAGAGAUCCGUACGGUGUUAGACCCUUAUUCAAAUUAUAUUCAAAUGCUGGACAUUUGGGGAUAUCUUCCGAAAGCAAAGGACUUAUUAAUAUAUCCAAACGUAUAGAAGAAAAGUACACGUUGCAACCAUUUGUACCUGGUAAUUACGAGGAAUAUGAUCUUUUAAAUGACGGCCGAACGAAAUUUGUGCAAACCAUCAAUUACCACAAGCCUGGAGACAAACCUCAUUUUCUAGCUUAUACGCCUUGGAAUACGUUAAGUAAUAACGACGUACACGAGAACAUUAGAAAGUUAUUUUCUGCGGCUGUAGAAAAACGCUUGUUGGCAGAUAGACGAAUAGGUUGUUUGUUGUCCGGUGGAUUAGAUUCCAGCUUAGUUGCAGCUACUCUUGUACAGCAUGCACAGAAACAUAAUUUACCAUACAAAAUACAAAGUUUUGCAAUAGGCAUGGGAGAUAGUCCAGAUAUUAUUGCAGCAAGACAAGUCGCAGACUAUAUAGGAACUGAACAUCAUGAAAUUAUUUUCUCUCCCGAAGAUGUAGCUGAAAUUUUGGAUCAAGUUAUUUAUCAUUUAGAAACAUUUGACAUUACAACAAUACGAGCUUCUAUCGGGAUGUAUAUUAUAUCAAGAUACAUUUCCCAAAAUACAGAAACAACAGUUAUAUUUAGCGGAGAAGGUGCUGAUGAAUUAGCACAAGGAUAUAUUUAUUUUAGGGAUGCUCCUACAGCUAUGGAUGCGCACAACGAAUCAAUUAGAUUAUUAAAGGACAUUUAUCUUUAUGAUGGUUUAAGAGCUGAUAGGACAACUAGUGCAUUCAGUUUAGAACUUAGAGUUCCAUUUCUUGAUUUACAAUUUACUAAUUAUUAUUUAUCACUUGAUGCUGCCAUUAGACAACCGCAAAAUGGCAUAGAAAAAUAUUUAUUAAGAUCUGCAUUUGAUGGCACUGGCAUACUACCAUCUAACAUACUUUGGCGGCAUAAAGAAGCCUUCAGCGAUGGCGUUACUUCCAUUAAAAAAUCUCUUUUUCAAAUCGUUCAAGAUAUUGUAGAAGAUAAAGUACAAGAUGAAGAUUUAGCAAAGGCACACGUUAAAUAUCCCCAUUGUACACCAAAGACUAAAGAAGCCUUUUAUUAUAGAAAUUUAUUUGAAUCAUAUUACGGUGGUCAAGCAGAAGUUUUCACUCCAUACUUUUGGAUGCCACGUUGGGUAAAAGACAUUGCGGAUCCGUCUGCACGAUUUAUUAAACAUUAUUCUGCAGAUGUAAAUAAUGAUAACGAUCAACAGGAAACAAUCUCUAAGAUUGAAAAAUGAAGAUGGAAUUAUAUAAAAAGAUUUUCAUAUGAUACAUAUAUAGGAAAUAUGUAAUAUUCCUAUACUUAAUAAUAU
Molecule: messenger RNA, 2112 nt
Organism: Polistes dominula (European paper wasp)
Lineage: Eukaryota; Metazoa; Arthropoda; Insecta; Hymenoptera; Vespidae
Gene: AsnS
Product: asparagine synthetase
Cellular component (GO): cytosol
Molecular function (GO): asparagine synthase (glutamine-hydrolyzing) activity
Source: RefSeq, a predicted model, not a curated record